UUCACGAACCUCGAAACUUCGCGCAGUAUUCUUCCUUCUUCCCGCCAAGACAGAACCAGUGCGAUUCCAUUUCCCUCUCGGACUCGAUCAUCGGAAGCCGAAAGAGUGAGAUCAAUGGAAUUUAAUCUGAGUGGAAAUGCUCUCAAGACCUUCGCUCGCUCAGUCACAUGCCUUGCUCGCAUCGGAAACGAGCUCGUCAUCCAAGCUUCUCCAUCGCAGUUGGCUUUUUACACCCUCAAUGCAUCACGGUCUGCCUAUCAAGCUAUAACCUUUGAGCCUGGGUUCUUUGAUACUUAUGCCAUUUCUGGUAAUCAAGUGCAAUGCAGUGUUCUUUUGAAGGCUGUCUGCUCUGUUCUUAGAACAUCCAUUGCUAGCGUAGACCAUCUGAGAGUGCAGUUACCAGAUACUUAUGCAUUGAAAAUACAAUGGAGUUUGGAAUGCUUCAAUGGAAUAAAGAAAACAUACUGCAUUUCUUGCAACGUUGAGCCAGACAUACAGCACUUGUCUCUUGACAGGAGACAGUUCCCAAGUGACUUAGUUGUGAGACCUCGAGAUCUGAAUCGAUUACUAUCUAAUUUUCAGUCAUCCUUGCAGGAGAUCACUGUUAUUGCAACAGAACCAACUUCCUUACCUUCUGAAGCUGCAAUUGAGAUUGAAGGAAAGGCUGUUGAGCUUCGAAGUUAUAUAGACCCAACCAAAGACAAUGACGCGCUGCUUCAUACUCAACUCUGGAUAGAUCCUAUGGAAGAGUUUGUCCAUUAUUCUCACAGUGGAGAUCCGGUAGACAUAACAUUUGGAGUAAGAGAAUUGAAGGCAUUUCUUUCUUUCUGCGAGGGCUGUGAAGUUGACAUCCAUCUGUUUUUUGAAAAAGCUGGGGAGCCAAUUCUAUUGGCGCCAAAAUUUGGUCUAGAUGAUGGGUCUGGUACAAACUUUGAUGCUACACUUGUUCUUGCGACCAUGUUAGUAUCACAGCUCCAUGCGGGAAGCCGAUCACAGCCUCCACAAGAGGCUACUACUGGACAGGGUGAAUCUGAUCACAGGGCUGGGUCCCAACCACAGCAGGAUGGGCCCGGAGCUAAUGUUUCUGGCCAUCCAUCUGAUCAUACCAGAAUAUGGUCUGAACUCUCAGGAAGUGCACCAAGAAGUGGGAAUGGUGCUGAAGGACAGGUACAAGGCCAGAGCAAUUUGAGUUCUUCUGAACAGAUGGAAAUUCAAAGGAUUAGUAAUGUACAGAUUUCAAAAGCUGGGUACGCUCAGGGAUAUAACCUUGUCGAUCGUGCUAGAGACCAUUCUGUGGGAAGGGAUCUGGGAAGAGAACAUCAAGAGAGGUCUGAUAUAAACGGUCCUGCCGUUUCUCAACACCAUCCCAGUAACUGGGUAGAUGAAGAAGAUGAGGAUGAUGACAACGAUGAUGGGGAUGAUAACGAGUUGUGUGUUCAGUCAACUCCACCAUACUAUGAAGAACACUAGACAGGUAUUGCAUCUACUUUUUUGUUGGCUCAUGAACCUAAUUAGAUUGUUGAGCCCUAUCUCGUAAUUUCUUCCAAUCACAUAUAUGUUUUGUUUGACUCUGCUUAUUGGUCCCUGUUUGUUUUGAAAUUAUCUGAACUAUGCUACUGUUUGAGGUGUGACAUGUACCUUUCCUAUCAACUACAUAAUAAACUAUUGCGAUUGAGCUUAUUUACCACUUAAUCAAGGUAGAUCACGAGCCCUCAUAACAGAUGUAUUUUCCCGAUGGGUUAUUUUUAUGUUUUCUCUCCCCCUCUUUUUAUCUAUAAUUGGAGAGCUCUUUCAAUAAUCUCUACUAAUCAUGUGGCAACGCUUGACUCUGCUAUAUUUGGUGGUGAAGGUAACUCAGGGGAUACUAGAUCGUAGGUAGGUGGUCACUACGACUUGAACUCAUUCCCUCUAAACCCUUUAUUAUAUACACGACUUUUAUUGAGAAAAAAAAAAAACCUUGAUCUAGGUAAUAUUUGUGUAAUCCCAUUAAAUAAUAGAAAUAGUUAAUCUUAUUAUAUUGUUACUAGUGAUUAGAGAUUUAUAUAGAUUUAUCUUGUCUUGUUACCUAUUACCUGUUACCUAUUAUCUAGAGAUUUAUUUAGAUUACCUAAUAUCUAGUAAAUCUAGAUUUAGUUAGCCUUUCUUUUAGUUUGUCUUUAUGGGGACAUGUAAUUCU
Messenger RNA from Cucurbita moschata (crookneck pumpkin), 2176 nucleotides. RefSeq names its product cell cycle checkpoint control protein RAD9A. Lineage: Eukaryota; Viridiplantae; Streptophyta; Magnoliopsida; Cucurbitales; Cucurbitaceae. Gene Ontology annotation, biological process: DNA repair; DNA replication checkpoint signaling; cellular response to ionizing radiation. The transcript is spliced from 11 exons. Bases 115 to 1470 code for a protein of 451 amino acids. The record is from RefSeq and is a predicted model, not a curated record. Gene Ontology annotation, cellular component: checkpoint clamp complex.